This is a messenger RNA of Sphaeramia orbicularis (orbiculate cardinalfish), 3616 nucleotides long. Its product is annotated as sphingomyelin phosphodiesterase 3-like. Gene Ontology annotation, molecular function: sphingomyelin phosphodiesterase activity. Gene Ontology annotation, cellular component: cytoplasm; extracellular region. Lineage: Eukaryota; Metazoa; Chordata; Actinopteri; Kurtiformes; Apogonidae. The record is from RefSeq and is a predicted model, not a curated record. Gene Ontology annotation, biological process: sphingomyelin metabolic process.
UUCAUAUAAUCUGUGGAACAGAUCGGUGCUCGCUUCUUUAAAGACUGUAUGUGGGUGUGGACCGAGUGUGAGUUGAGGAGAAAGUGACUGAGUGAAGUAAAGCGAUGGUCCUGUACACCACCCCCUACUCCGGUGCCUGUCUGCACUUCCUGGAUGGGCUGUCCUGGAGCCUGGUGUUCCCUGAUUGGCUGCUGGACCGUCUCCUGGCGUCCUGCGUGGCCACCUCGUUGGAGAAGCGCCAGCGCUCCCAGGACCCCUGCUCCUUCCUGACCCUGUGCGUGCUGGUCUCCGCCCCCCUGUACCCUCUCCUCCUGGCCUCGCUGCCCUUCGCCCUGCUGGGCUUCAUCCUCUGGGCUCCUCUGCAGGCGGUCCGCCAGCCCUACCUGUACACCUACAGCAGACCGGAUAAGCAGCUGGUGGAACCGGGUCAGGCCGAGCCCAGUGGAGGCGGGGACGGUGAAUGGAGACCCCAGGGGCGGAGCUUCUGUUUCUGCAGCGCCAACGUUUGCCUGCUGCCCGACCUGGCCAGGUUCAACAACCUGUCCGACACCCACCGGAGAGCCCGCGAGGUGGGGAAGAGGAUCCGCAACGGCGCCAGUCGGCCUCAAAUUAAGAUCUACAUCGACUCGCCCACCAACACCUCCAUCAGUGCGGCGUCCUUCUGCAGUCUGGCCACUGGGUUCCGUCGGACCUCUUCCCUUGACCAGCGUCCAGACCACACCCACACCACCAACGGCCCCGCCGACCCUGAAACCGAGCCCCUCACAGAGUGCCCCAUCCACCCCUCAGGUGCCACCGACUGCCCCAUUCCCCCCCCCACAGGGGACCAGGGGCCCCCCCAGUGCCCUCUCCACCGGGACGACUCGGACACCACCGCCGACUGCCCCCUCCACGCCAACGGCGGCUCAGACUGUCCCGUCCACACCUCAGGCGAGGCCCCCCACUGCCCCUUGCAUUGCACCGGGGCCCAGACUGGCCCCGACCAUCAUGACUGCCCCAUGCACGGAGAGGGGGCUCAGCCCAAACCCCUGGACUGCCCACUUCACACCUCAGGGGUUCAAAUCAGCAUCAGUGCCCCGGAGCCGGAUCCGCAGGGAGGGGAAUCCGAAACGGGGAACCAUCGACCCGGGGAUCAGGCUGGGGGAGACACCGGCAGCAUGACAGCGUCCAGGGAGUCCCUUGCCCGUUACCAUGGAGGUGACGGAGGGGUAGGGAUCUCCAAUAACACGCUGUCUCAUGUCCCACGUACGUCCAUCUUUAAGCGUCCAGGUCGAAAACGCAGGCACGGAGACGAGACGUUCGACCAUGAAAUCUCUGCCUUCUUUCCCGCCAACUUGGACUUCCUGGCUCUACAGGAAGUGUUUGACCACGGAUCCACCACCCGACUGCGGCAUCAGCUGCAUCGCUACUUCCCCUACGUGUUGAGCGAUGUCGGCCAGUACGGCUGGAAAAGCUGCUGUUCCAGCUUCAAGUUCCUGAACAGUGGGCUGAUGUUGGCCAGCCGAUACCCUAUCCUAGACGCCCGCUUCGAGUGUUACCCCAAUGGGCGAGGGGAGGAUGCCCUGGCUGCCAAGGGUCCACUUUUUCUACGGGUUCAUGUGGGCACCUCCCAUCAGGAGCAAAGGGUUGUGGGAUACAUCACAUGUACACACCUGCACGCCAUAGAAGGCGACGCUGCCGUGCGAUGUGAGCAGUUGGACCUCCUUCUUCAGUGGGGCGCUGAGUUCCGCCAGGCGUCGUCACGGCAACCGGAAGGAGAAAAGGUGUUUGAAGAUCUGGUGGCCUUCGACGUCGUCCUGGGAGACCUCAACUUCGACAACUGCUCUUCAGAGGAUAAGCUGGAGCAGCAGCAUGCACUUUUUACCCAGUACAAGGACCCCUGUCGCCUGGGGCCGGGGGAGGACAAACCAUGGGCCCUGGGUACACUUCUGGAUCCCAGUGGCCUUUAUGAUGAAGAGAUCAGUUCACCUGAAAGUUUACAAAAGGUGAUGGAGAACGAGGAGGGCAGGAAGGAGUACCUGGUGUUUCCUCCCAGUAAAAGCCAGUGUCCCGGCAGCAGCCAGAAAGGACGGAAGAUCCCCCUGAAGGGCAACGGACGCCGCAUCGACUACAUCCUCUACAGCGACGAAGGCCUGAACCAGGACUGGAAACUGGACAUUGAGGAGUUCAGCUUCGUCACCCAGCUGGCCGGCCUCACCGACCACCUGUCCGUCGCCAUGCGAUUGUCCGUUGCCACUGGCGACGACGAGCCUUAGACGACCACAGGAGAAGAAGCCGAUAGUGAAUACUGCCAUAGUGGAACAUGUGAGGACCACCACUACAAACAGGAGUUUACACCAACACCGUUUUUACACCAGGAUGAAGAAAGAAAAGACAGAACAAAGGAAAAUCCACCUGAAAAUCAGCUGUUUUUACCGUCGGACGCGUUUCCUCCGGAGGCGUUUCCUUCAUGUAGCCGCUUUAACCACCGUCAGCGGAUGUGGUGGCGUCUCCGUCUGAUGGGUUUUUAUGUUUCCACCUUCAGGGACACUUGGACUCUCUGUCUCCAAUGACGACGCUGAUGUCCUCGUCCUCAGAAGGUCAAAGGUCAAAGGUCGGAUCGUCCACCGUUCCACUCCGACUCCAGGAACCUCAACAAGUGUCUUUUUUUUCUAAAAAAAACAAAACAAAACAAAACAAAAACAUAGUCUUUCUAGAAAAUGGAGAAAAUAACCGUUUCUAUUGUCACUGCACCACUUUUUAUAUAUAAGGACUUUAAUGCCUGUUUAUUAUUAUUAUGGGAUGUUUCUAAACAGUUGUGGAAAGGGACUUUGGGGACAUCGGAGCGUUUGUUUGAUACUUAUCGCAUGUUUUUUCGGUGCAAAUCUGAAGGUCAAAGACAUUUUCCGGUGAUAGUUGAAGGCGUCGAGGCCUUGCUGAUGCAUGAUGGGAAAUGAAGUCCGUUUACAACCUUUACUGCUUGCUUGAGUCUUGGAUGCCUGAAGAGUUCAAUUUAUCGCAUUUACCCUGAAGCACACACACUUCCUGUACGUCAGCGCAUGUGAGACGCCGAACGCACCACGUAUGAAGUAUGCACCUGAACGCACCGUGGACUCGCACUAACACACACCUGAUGAACGGAGGACGUAGAUAUGAUCCGUCUGUAGCAAACGUCACUGUUCUGUCAAAGUCAAACUGACAAAUCACGUCCAGUUGAACCCGUUUACGCUGAUGUUUUUCAUCCAAUCAUGAUUCAACUGAAACCUCAUCAACCUUAAGGCGGUAUGACGCAUUCAGUAGCUUUAACAGGAACAGAAAACCCACAGUUAGACUGAGUUUAACACGGAAAUAACAUCCAGUUACUGUGUAAAAGUCGGAUCCACCUUUAUCUGUGUUGUUUUUCAGGGUUAAAUGAUCAUAUAUAUUUAGUUCUUAUUUUCUUUUAUUCACAUACAAUGAGAAAAUACAGUCAGUAUGUUCACAGCCUUAAAAGACACAAAAAACUGAACUAAAUGUGUUGUAAAGGUUAAAGUUACUAUUUAGUUUGACCUUUAACCCCGUGACAAGAAACAGUUAAAAUCAUCUGAUGAAUCAAACCUGGUUGUUAUGGACUUUUUUUUUUUUCUUUUUUUUUUAA